Molecule: messenger RNA, 1419 nt
Organism: Seminavis robusta
Lineage: Eukaryota; Bacillariophyta; Bacillariophyceae; Naviculales; Naviculaceae
Source: the annotation of a GenBank genome assembly
AUGGCCGCCCAAGGACAAGCCAAGCUAACAAUUCCAUCCACCAGCGAAAUAGCAGGCCUAUCAACAUCGACCAAGCGACCCAGCUCUGUCCUGGACAAGGUGAAGCAGCGGAGAGGCAAAGGUCCCAAACGAAAUCUACUCGAAGAACACUUGAAGCAUGAAAGGCAGUCUCAUGACCUUCUUUAUGAAAUGAGAGCUCUCGACGCCAUGGACACGGCGCGCGAACAGAAAGCGGCCGCCGAGCAUGAAGCGGCUAGAAAGGCAGCUGAGCAAGAAGCGGCCAAAAUUGCAGCGGAGCAAGCGACAGCAAAUAGAAAGGCGGCGGAGCUUCGAGCGGCGGAACAGAGAGCCAGGGCUAGAGCUGCCGAACGAGACCAACAAGCCAGGACAGCCCUUCUGGGAGCAGAGCUGGAGCAACAGGCAUUGGAGAGACAAGCCGCAGCCGCCCUCGAUGCAGAGCUCGCACAACGAGCCAACGCCAGAGCCGCUCUCGAUGCAGAGCUGGCCCAACGAAUGAGAGCUAGGGCGGCUCUCGACGUGGAGCUGGCAGAACGAGUCAGAGCCAGGGCUAUGUUGGAUGCAGAGCUCAGACAGCACGCACAAGCAUCGGCUCUUCUUCGUCGACACAGUGGUGGGCUUGACACCUUGGCAGUCAGUGCUGGUGGACUGGGCUCUGCGGGUAUCUUCAAUCACCACGUGUUGGGUGGUGCCAAUCCUUUGAUUUCUGGAACCCCCUCGUCUGCGUUUUCGUCGCAGCAGCCUUCAUUUGCUUCACAGCAGACUUCGUUUGCUUCACAGCCUUCGUUUGCAUCGCAGCAACCUUCGUUUGCUCCGGGGAGCAUUGCCAAUCUCGGUUUGGCGUCGUCCUAUGGACGAAUCCUCCCUACGUCUUUGCCGGGCAACCCCCUUGCUGCGGCGUCGUUCCAUCAAGGAGCUGGUCCCAUCCAAGGCUUCCCGCAAGCUCCCGAUUCGACACCUGUACAGUCCACGACGACGAGGGCAAGAGCUCCCACGGACGAAGAAGACGAGGAUGCAUUCUUUGCCAUGAUCAAAGGUCGCUCUCAAAAGGAACGCUUUCCCAUCAAGUUGUACCGCAUGAUCUUCGAAGCCAAGAAGGAAGGCCGCGAAGACGUGGUUUCGUUUCUCCCACCUCAUGGGAAGGCGUUUGGCAUUCACGAUGAAGACACGUUUGUUCGAGAAAUCAUGCCUCGAUACUUUGGCGACUGCAAACUGUCCUCCUUUCAGAAGCAGCUCAACCUGUAUGGUUUUCGAAAGAUCACGGUUGGCAAGGAACGGGGAAAGCUGAGCUACUUCCAUACGUGCUUUCUUCGGGGCAGACCAUCCAUGUGCCACAACAUUCAUCGAAGAUGCACCACAGGUGGUGCUGCAAAGAAGAAGGGGGCAACCGAAACAAAGUAG